Molecule: messenger RNA, 348 nt
Organism: Cotesia congregata
Lineage: Eukaryota; Metazoa; Arthropoda; Insecta; Hymenoptera; Braconidae
Source: the annotation of a GenBank genome assembly
AUGUUAACCGCUAAAAUCAUGUUGAUUGUAAAUUCUACAAUCAUGAUGAGGCGCGCAGUAGCCUAUCGGAUCCGGCCCUUGCUACCAAAGCAUUGGACCGGGUUCGAAUCCGGUUGUAUAUUAUUCUGCUCAGCCCAAGAAAUACAAACGAGUUCCAAUCUCAAAAGUGUACCCCCUACCGUAGUCGCUCAUGACCUUAGUAGUUUAUGCGACUUUAAACAAAUUAAAAAAAAAAAAAAAAUAUAUAAAAUAUAUGAAAAAUUGAUGUGGAAAUGGAGCAUUUUCGAAUGCAGCCUAAAUACUCAUCACGAUAAAAUGACUAUCGAUGAGAAUGAUGUGAAACCUUGA